Messenger RNA from Macaca mulatta (Rhesus monkey), 4072 nucleotides. The record is from RefSeq and is a predicted model, not a curated record. Lineage: Eukaryota; Metazoa; Chordata; Mammalia; Primates; Cercopithecidae.
GAUGAUUGCAGUGGUGGUGAUGAUGAUGAUAGUGGUGAUGGUGGUGGUGGCAGUGGUGGUGUUGGUAAUGUUCCCACUGCUGGAAAUAAAGCUGGCCAUUUUCUAGAGAAAGCUCAUGACAUUUGCUAUCUGCUUUCCAACCACCUGCAGAAAUCAUCCUCUGUGCUCCCCAUUCCCAUCCUGAUGAGGCUGCCUGCAUGAUCAGGGUGCACUGGACCCCAGGAAGUCAGCACAGGCCAGGAUGAGUCCUCAGCUCACUGCCCAGCCAUGGCCCACACUUCUGUCACUGCAUCCUGGUCUUUCCCCAAACUGUUGACCACAGGCCACACACCCUGUGACCAGCUCUGUGCCCACUGCUAACCCAUUGGCAUUUGGGUUCCUUAUGUGCCAAGGCCUUGAUAAGCACUCACAGGAAGUUGUCUCUGGUGGAGCUGCCCUCCCAGACCCCCUCCUGCCCUCUCCUACCCCAGCCGUGGUUCACCUGAGGAUGUUCACUUCCUCUUCUUGCCCCUCAGACCCUCUCGGACCUCCCUCCCCUCCCCUAGAGGCACAACCUGGCCUAAGGAGUAGCUUCUCUGCCCACAGCCAGGAGGUAGAAGCCCCGCUCGCCCCUGGCCUCCGGACUGUGUCCCCAACUGCUUCCUUCAAGCGGACAUCCAGCAAACGUCUCACGGGAGACACAUCCCUCCUGCCUGAGCGCACAGCCGCUCCCGCCUCCCAUCCCUGCACACGGCCCUCCCCCUCUCGGGGGGUGACAGAUCCAUCCUUCCAGUUGCUCAGAGUGAGCCACAUUCUCCUGGUUUCCAGGAACCCCACGGGCUCUGUCAUCGGAGAGCAUCCGGAUUCUGCCCACUUCCCCGCCUCUCUGGCCUGGAUGACUGCACGAGACUCCUACGGUUUCCCAUCCACCCCCGCCGCCGUCUGUGCUCCACGCAGCAGUCGAAGGAGCUCCACGCUGCUGGGCUCACAGCCUCCAGUGACUGUCUGAGCAAGGGCUGCCAGCAGCCAGGUGGAACUGCAACCCCGGCUCCCAGCUGCCCUGUCAAAGCUCUCAGGCCGCCCACGUACUAUGAGAUGCACUUCUUCCCCUCCCUUUGCUCCCCGACUAGGGCAUCUACUCUGCGUAGGUGCAGGCUUUGUCUGUUUUGCUCAAUGGUGAGGAGGAGAACGAGGAGGUAAGGACGAGGAGGCGCAGGAUGACGCAGUGCCCAGCCCCGGCGGCUCAGAGGAGGUGCUUAGUAAAUAUUUGUUGAGAGAAUGAAUGCAUGGAAUGCAUUUCUAUUUCCAGCCCCAGCCAGGCUCCUGGAAGUGCAGAAACAGGAGCAGACUUGCAAAGGAGGAUAAAGCCCGGACGUGGAGGGCUCGAGGUGGGCUUGGACUGCUGGAGGUGCUAAGAAACAGUUUCCUUCCUCCUCAGAUCUCUCCGCAGCCUGCGACAGGCCAGGUUUCCCAAGCAACUCAUCUGGCUGGGUUAAGAGGGGCCAGAGAGGGUCUGGGGUGGGGGAGGGAAGGCUGAGGCCCCAGCUUGUCCCUGUAGCUGCUCCGGUUCCAAAUGCCUGGAAGCCUGGACUCGUUCCCACCCAGCCGAGGCAGGCUGCAGAGAGCUGACUCCUUUAAGCCGGCCCCGGCGUUUACCCCAGAGCCACAGGUUCUGCCCCGGCUGCCCUGAGGCUGGCCUCAUGGGGGUGGCGCCCCCCACCCCCACAGCGUGCCCCUCCCCUCCACGCAAGCGAGCCCAGCCUGGCCCCCUCACAGUCACGUGUCCCUCGCGGAGGCCACUCCACGAGUCACAAGGCAGAGUUUCCAUUGGCGUCAAACGUACGUGGAUGCUGGAUCUGGGAUGGACAGGAGCCAAGAGGGGAAAAGCCAGUUUUAGAAAAUUCACAUGCCUGGGGGUUACAGAGGGCAGACCCCCGAGGGCACCACAUCCCCAUGGCAGGGGUGGGAAUGGCCCUUGGGGCAUAGACCCAGUACGUGUGCACACUCUCCCUCUCUGUCCAUCACUCCCACACACACAUGCACACGCACACGCAAGCACACACAUGCACACAUGCACACACACGUACACACACUCCCCACUGACUGAGGAGGCCACACAAACCCAGGCCUGAGCCCCAGCCCACUGCCUGCAGGUUCAGACACUUGGGCACGUUUCUCAGCCAUUUGGAGCCUCAGUUUUCCCAUCUGGGAAAUGGGGACAGUGAUAUCUCAGAGACACUGUAGCCAUCACCGGAGGGGACCACAGACCACUCUCGGAGGGGGUGCCAGGCAUCGUGUUCGCAUCUGGUGAGGAAGGGUCUAGCCUGACCCUUGGCUUCCUCCAUCCCAGAUGUCCCUUGAGGCAUGUGGCCUGGGGUGGGGGAUCCGGAGAGGAAGAGAGACAGGCCAGGAUGCACGGUGACCCCAGGUGAGGCCCACAGACCCGGGUAGAUGACCACCACUCCCACUGGAAUCCUCAAGACUGGAGCAGCCAGGAAAUUCUGUCCAAGCCGAGUCCCUGGGUUUGCGAGACCUUGCACUCCACCUCACAGGGGUCGUCUGGGUUUGUGGUCUCUGGCCAGGUGGGUGUGGGAGCCUCUCUCCUCCAGCUCAGUCUCACACUACACCAGAAAGGGAAGGGCAAGAGCACUCCCUCGACCCAGAAGACCCCCAGAUCAAGAGACCACCCAGGCUACAAUCAACUCCGAUGGCACUUUUAAUCACCCCAGCAGGAAUGGCGACUGUAAACAGACUUUCAACAACUUCCAGAGACACACACACCUCCCGGGCAAAACUGUGUUUCCAUAAACCUUGUAGAAAUGACUCGGAGAGCUGGCUGAGUGAGGGCCGCCUGGACACCAGUGUGCAGGCACCGAGUCCUCAGCACCGCCACACUCAGCCGUCCUGCGAGCCCCAGACCCUGGAACACUCCAGCUGCCUCUCCAUUUGUCUAGUGGGAUGUUUCCUCCCAGUGCCCCCAUUACCCCACACCCCGUCUUCUUCUGGGCUCCCGGUGGCUCCCCCAACACUUGCUCUGCUGAUGGGUGCAUUCUCCCCAAGUCUGGCCGUGAAGCCAUCCUGGUUGCCUCGGUUUCCCCUGCUGGCCAGGCAGUCACCAGCCUCAGUGGGAAUGCCACUCUUUGCCACCACCCGGCCUGGCUCAGUGGGAUGCCUGCACCUCCCCAUGUUGCACUCCUCCAGCCCAUUCUCUGGACACUCGGAUGAGAACAAGGCUACUGGUCAGGGGUGUGAGGGCAGGGAUCAGCCUCAGAGACCAUCCCAUCUCUGUGAGUGUCCUGCAGCUGCCAAGCAAAGUGCCACCAAAGGGGCAGCUGAGACCAACAGAAAUGUAUUCCCUCUUGGUUCUCAGGCCAGAAACCCGAGCUCAAGGCGUCAGGAGAGCCAGCCCUCCUCUGUCAGCUCCAGAAGAGAAUCCGUUUCUCGCUUUCCCAGCUUCUGGUGUUGCUGGCAACCAUUGGCAUUCUUGACUUGUGGCUGCACUGCUCCCAUCCCUGCCCCCGGAGUCACGUGGCCUUCUCCCUGGCCUUGCUGUGUGUCCCCUCCUCUUAUAAGACUCCAGUUACUGGGUUUAGGGUCCACACAAAUCUAGUAGGACCUCACCUUGACUUAAUCACAUCUGCAAAGGUCCUUCUUCCAAAUAAGGUCACGUUCCCCAUUUCUGGGUAGAUGUAAGUUUAGGGGGGCCGCUAUGUAGCCCAGUGCCAUCCUCCUACAGACCCCAGGAUGGCUGAGGAAUCCAGUCUCAGCUGAGAUGCAUCAGGCUGCUUAGGAUCAGAGCCUGGACCACACUGAGCACUCACAUUCUCUCCUGAUAUUCUUUCAAGCAUGCCAGUAACGUCUGUUCCUGGAAACCCCAGGUCAAUCCCCACCACCAGUGCUCCUGCUGCCUGGAGAAGAAAAUGCUCCAGACCCCUCCUUCCCAGCCUGCUGGGUUCCCUCCAACCCAGGCCCAGCCCCCUUCUCCAGGGAUUGAUAAGACGCCAUUUCCAGAUAUAUUGUUAAGUGGCAAAAGCAGGCAGCAGUACGCAGUGACCCGUCUUGUGCGUAAUAAAGUGUAAAAAUAUGCAUAUGU